Messenger RNA from Adineta steineri, 431 nucleotides. The record is from the annotation of a GenBank genome assembly. NCBI's taxonomy places the organism in Eukaryota, Metazoa, Rotifera, Eurotatoria, Adinetida, Adinetidae.
AGAAAAGAAGAUAUAUAUGAUCUGGUGUAUACCAGAGAUCAUAACAAGUUGAAUUUGGUUUUGAUCCUGUUAGUUUAUUCAAAGAUAUUUCAGAUGGAAUAAUCAGUGCACAACUUCAUUUCAUAGCUAUUCGAUGGAUACCAGAUGCUCAUACUCAAAAUGUUGCUUAUUUGUUUGAUAUGAAACAAAAACAAUUUAGUGGUAUACUUUUGAAAGAUUCCGAAUGUGAAAAAAAUAAAAUUAUUCGUGGAGGAAAAUUGGCAUCAUCUAUACUAUAUUCGCAAUCUCCCGUAGCGCAAACUAGAAGUGAAUCUAACGUUAGAACAGUUAUUUCAACACUCUAUUUUCAUCAUACAAUAUAUACAAAACAUAUAGAACCAUUAGCAUGUCUCUUACAUAAUAAAUAUCAAAUACCAAUAGUAGAUAUUUAA